Prorocentrum cordatum is the source of this 768-nucleotide messenger RNA. The record is from the annotation of a GenBank genome assembly. NCBI's taxonomy places the organism in Eukaryota, Dinophyceae, Prorocentrales, Prorocentraceae.
GACUGCGCGGCGCUGAACGCCUCCUGGUCCGGGCUCGUGGGCGGGCUGCUGUGGAGGUUCCAGGAGAAGAACCCCGCCCUGGUGACCAAGGACCCCCCUGGCACCCUCCGCGAGGCGAAGUUCCGCGCGGAGGACGCCGCGGCCAGGCUGCGAGCGCUCUUCUUCCACAUUCGUCGGGAAUGGCAUCGAGAUAGCACGCGUGAGUUCAUGUGCCAUUUCCCGAAGCCAGUCGAGGCCCUUGGGAUGGGACCGCUGAGGCGAGCAUGUUCGUCGGCUGCCGCGUCGUCGGAGUCAUCCAGCGUCGCCACGCCGCGGGCUGCUUCGCCCGACGCGAGCCACAGCUCGCCAGCUGCUCCAGCACAGCCGCAGCCGCGCACCCCGCAGCAGCACGCCCCGCAGCCGCGCACCCCGCAGCAGCACAACCCCAGGGCGGCCGUCAUGUUGCCCGACUUGGACGAGUCCCCUCCGAAGCUGGAUGAGGACGAAUGGCGGUACGGCACGCAGGAGUGGGUGCCCUCCCCGAUUGACAAAGAUGAGAUCUCAUUGCUCAAGCGGGAGGAGCCCGUGCCAGCGGAGGAGAGCCUGCGCGAGGAUGGCGAGGAGUACGAAGCUGGCCACUGCAUCUUCUGCAGGAACAACGCAGCCUUCCGCCAGUUGUAUAUCAACAGCGUGCCGCGCGGGCCCGAGGAGGAAGCAAUCAGGCUCGUGGCCCCGCCGAGCGUGGGCGAUCUCUACACGGCAGAGUUCUUGGACGGCUCUUCGUUCCAG